CCCCUCCUUCUUCCCUCCUUCUCGACAACCACCCUCAGCCUCACUAACCCAUCCAGCACAAUGGCCGCUGAAGCCCCCGCGAGAACCGGUCUGGCCGUCGGCCUCAACAAGGGCCACAAAACCACCCCCCGUGUCGUCAAGCCCCGUGUCUCCCGGACCAAGGGUCACCUGAGCAAGCGCACCGCUUUCGUCCGUGAGGUCGUCAAGGAGGUUGCUGGUCUUGCCCCCUACGAGCGCCGAGUCAUUGAGUUGCUCCGAAACAGCAAGGACAAGCGUGCCCGUAAGCUCGCCAAGAAGAGACUCGGUACCUUCGGCCGUGCCAAGAAGAAGGUCGACGAGCUCCAGCGCGUCAUCGCCGAGGCUCGCCGCGCGGGUCACUAA
Messenger RNA from Fusarium keratoplasticum, 381 nucleotides. Its product is annotated as 60S ribosomal protein L36. Gene Ontology annotation, biological process: cytoplasmic translation. The record is from RefSeq and is a predicted model, not a curated record. Gene Ontology annotation, molecular function: structural constituent of ribosome. NCBI's taxonomy places the organism in Eukaryota, Fungi, Ascomycota, Sordariomycetes, Hypocreales, Nectriaceae. Gene Ontology annotation, cellular component: cytosolic large ribosomal subunit; ribosome. Bases 61 to 381 code for a protein of 106 amino acids. The transcript has 4 exons.